Molecule: messenger RNA, 761 nt
Organism: Dentiscutata heterogama
Lineage: Eukaryota; Fungi; Glomeromycota; Glomeromycetes; Diversisporales; Gigasporaceae
Source: the annotation of a GenBank genome assembly
AAGAUAAAGAUGGAGAAAUAAUUCUUAGUUAUGGGAAAAUAAAUCUUUUCAUAAGAAAUAUCAAAGCUCCAGAAAUGAAUGAAUUAGGUUCAAGAAUAAUAUUUAAAAGUAGUGAUGAAUUAGGAAAUUUAGGAAAUGAAUUAACUUCAGAGCAAAAAGAUCCAUUUAUUUUUGGAGAAAAAAAUUUCAAAGAAAGAAUAGAUAAUGAAAAAGUAAAAAUUGAUGAAAAAGAACAAGGGAGAUGGGGAUGGGAUUUUGAAUAUGAUAAAACAUUAAAUUAUGAAAAUGGUAGUAAUAGGAAAUGUAGAAUAAGUUAUGAGGAAAAUAAAAGAGAGAGUGAAAAUAUAAAACGUGCCAGAUUUGAUGAAUCUGGUGGUGAAUGUAGUAAUACUAAAAAUGUUAAUGGUUUUGGUAGUCAAAAUAUGCUAUUAAUUUAUAAUGAGGCUGGUGGUGGUAGUGGUAGAAAUUCUGGAUCAGGAGAUAAUUCAACUAGUAGUAGUUUGGGUACUGGAAAUACAGAAGGUUCAGGAAAUAGUACAAGAUCCAAUCUAACAAAUGGGACAAGUACUAAUAAUCCAACUGGUAAUUCUGGAUCUGGUUUAACUCAAAAACAAAAAUUAGCUUUGGAUGAAAUAUUCAAAAAUCUUCAAAUGCAAAGAACAGAUAAUGAUGACAAUGAUUUAGAAGAAUUGAGAAAAGUUUCAAGACAUCUUGCAGAUUUACUUAAUAUUGAAAAUAUUAAUAAAAAACAAAUUUAUUAA